GGAAACACAUCUGCAGAAAUGGCUGACACCGAAUACAACGCCGAGGAGGCCGCCGAGAUCAAGAAGAGAAGACAGUUCCGCAAGUUUUCUUACCGCGGCAUUGACCUCGACCAGCUCCUCGACCUCUCCUCCGAACAGCUCCGUGAUGUCGUGCACGCCCGUGCCCGCCGCAGGUUCAACCGUGGCCUGAAGCGCAAGCCCAUGGGCCUGAUCAAGAAGCUCCGCAAGGCCAAGCAGGAGGCUCCCGCCAACGAGAAGCCCGAGCUCGUCAAGACCCACCUCCGUAACAUGAUCGUUGUCCCCGAGAUGAUCGGCAGCGUUGUCGGUAUCUACUCCGGCAAGGAGUUCAACCAGGUCGAAGUCAAGCCCGAGAUGGUUGGCCACUACCUGGGAGAAUUCUCCAUCUCAUACAAGCCCGUCAAGCACGGUCGUCCCGGUAUCGGUGCCACCCACUCUUCCCGUUUCAUUCCCCUCAAGUAAACUGGGAAUCAGUCGGUUUGCGGUGUCGCGUGGAGGAAUCAGGCGUCCGGAUGUGCUGGGAGAAGAAAACAAAAAUGGGUGGAUACCAUUUGCGUUGUCUAUAUGGGUCCAUCGUCUACUUGUAUGUCAAGUGCGGGUCAGCUGUUUGCAUCUCAAUAUAAGGUCUUUUGUCGGCAUGUGAACGAACUGAACUGAACUGAUGAUCCGCCUCAUACAUAUUGGGGCGGAGAUGCCUUCCUGAGAUGGGGGUGUCUUAAUUUAACGAACCUUUCAGUGUAUUGAAUUAUAAAGACCUAGGUAUCUGUAUCUACCUGUAGACGC
Molecule: messenger RNA, 801 nt
Organism: Aspergillus campestris IBT 28561
Lineage: Eukaryota; Fungi; Ascomycota; Eurotiomycetes; Eurotiales; Aspergillaceae
Product: 40S ribosomal protein uS19
Exons: 5
Coding region: 19-480 (153 amino acids)
Biological process (GO): ribosomal small subunit assembly; translation
Cellular component (GO): cytosolic small ribosomal subunit; ribosome
Molecular function (GO): RNA binding; structural constituent of ribosome
Source: RefSeq, a predicted model, not a curated record